This is a messenger RNA of Dibothriocephalus latus, 300 nucleotides long. Lineage: Eukaryota; Metazoa; Platyhelminthes; Cestoda; Diphyllobothriidea; Diphyllobothriidae. The record is from the annotation of a GenBank genome assembly.
AUGAUUGCAGCUGUAGAAUUAGUCAUCAAUCAGACAGAAGCAACAGAGGAGACAAAGGACUUUAUCCGACACCAGGUAUCGUCCCUCCUGAUGGCUCAUCAACCACGGGAAGUACUCACUAAGAUCGAACGGAUUGCAUUAAGAGCACUCAAGGCGGACCGGCACAUCGUCAUCGUACAAGCCGACAAGGGACGUUCUACGGUCAUAAUGGAUAGAACCGACUACCUUCAAAGGCGAAGAAUUCACUGGAGGAUCGCCAGUUUUAUGUUCCUUGUGAAACUAAUCCCAUCAAAAGGAUGA